UGUGCAACACGGCUUUGUGUUUCUUUACCGAUAUGGCUUCACUUUACAGCUAAAACAAUAAAAUAUACUGAUUUUAACACAGGGAAGUUGCAUUUAGUCAACAAUGAAUAACAGAUAUGGCCGAGGAUGAACUUGACGCGUUCAGGAAGCGUUGGAAACAAGAACUAACAUGUAAGAAAGAGGAGCAGCGACAUAACUCUUCUUCCUGCGAUGCUGCUGGUCAGUCAAGCAAGGGAGAGCAACAAAGAUAUUUUGAAAACUUAAAACCACUCAGCAAGGCUAGUAGUCCUUUAAAACCUGAAGAGAGUGAUUGUACCAAGGAGAGAAGGUGUGUUGAUAGAGGAGGACAAACUGCUGCAGAGGAACAGCCUAAAUAUAUGUCCAUUGCACAUAGUUUACUGGAUGGGAGGACCAGUCCGCUGCUGGACAGAAUUCAGGAGGAAAGGAGCAGGAGAAAGAGACAGUAUCAUAGCGUGACUGAUGUCUGCAGGUCAGCCCUGCAGCUGCAGCAACCUCAGAGAAAGACCAAGAAAGAUGUGGAGCUGGUAGAUCAGCUCAUCCAGGAUCUGAAUGAAGUCAAUGACAUUCCUUUCUUUGAUAUUGAGCUGCCUUAUGAGUUAGCCUUGAAGAUUUUCCAGCAUCUCAACUGCACUGAACUUGGCAGAUGUGCACAGGUGAGCAGGGCAUGGAGAGUUCUUGCAGAGGACGCUGUUCUGUGGUUCAAAAUAUGCAUGAGGGAAGGUUUUCACCAGGACGCCAGCGUGUCCGACUCCCCCUGCUGGAAGAGCACGCUACGAGACUGCAGGAACUCAGCCAAAAAUGUGUGUUCCAACUGGAAGAACCGAGUGGGAUCCAUCACCCAGUUGCAGUUCGAGCUGGGGAAAGUGCUGUGUGAUGUCAGUUCCUGUGACAACUUUGUUUUGGCAGGGUACACGUCUGGUGAUGUGAGACUGUGGGAUACUCUGCACUGGGACUCAACAGCCUCUUACCUGAAGACCAACAGUCUGUCAGCAAACUCUGAACCCAGACCUUAUGUUAGUCAUGUCCAGGUGAACAGCACAGUUGCUGCUGCUGCAUACGAAGAUGGCUGUGUGGACCUGUGGAGCAUAGAGACAGGGGGAGAGCCCCUCCACCACUACCAGACCCCGGGGAGGAUCCAGGCCCUGGCUGUGAGCUGUGACAGCCCUGUCAUGUGCUCGGCAGCGGGGCCUGACAUUCGUCUGGAUGCUGCAGAUGAUCACGGCUACUGGAGGACUCUCUGCCAAACACAGCUAUCAAAGGCUGUGGAAAACCUGGUUCUGGUGCCAGGCAGUAGGCAGCCGUCUCCGCUGGCAACCCUCUCAGCAGGAGAGGACGUGUACCUGCUGGACCCCCGUCAGGAGGAACCACAGAUGCUCCACUCAGUCUAUGGUCACCCUGUUACCUGCCUGGACGCCUCAGCCUCCCUUGUUGCAUUUGGAGUGAAGCGCACAGGAUGGGCAAUGCAUGAUGGAGGAAACAAGAUCCACGUUUAUAGCCUUGAAAUGGGCAAACCUGUGGUCUGUGUUGGCAACUCACCUGGAGAUUUCUCCUGCAUCAACCUAAGAGACAGCCCUCCUCACCUGCUGGUUUGUGGGAACAAAGACAGGAGGGUAAGGGUGUUUGACCUACGAGCUGGCUCCUCUGUGGUCUCCCUGUACGCCCACCACCUGGGUGUCACCUCAGUGCAGGCAGAUGACUGGAAGAUUGUGAGCGGCGGAGGCGAAGGAUUGGUGUGUGUGUGGGAGAUGAGGAUGGGAGCCAAGCUGUGGGAGAUGCACAACAGGCAUCCUGUGCGCCAUGUACGCUUCAACACCAGCACCCUGGUAACAGCCAACGUCCCCGAUGACAAGUCACCACGAGGAGCCUGCAUCACAGACGAUGACCUUACAGCUCACCGCAGACACCGGGGAGUGAUCUGCCAUUAUGACUUCUCAGAGGAUGCACUGUCUCAGGAUCACAUCCUGCCCAUCUGCAGGUCUGACUACACAGAGUCACAUGGAUACAACUACAACAUUGGCUUGGCAGUUCCUUAUGACAGGCUCACCGGCUCCCACCCAUAGCAC
Messenger RNA from Cheilinus undulatus (humphead wrasse), 2084 nucleotides. It is a transcript of the gene fbxw8, whose product is annotated as F-box and WD repeat domain containing 8. Gene Ontology annotation, cellular component: preribosome, large subunit precursor. Lineage: Eukaryota; Metazoa; Chordata; Actinopteri; Labriformes; Labridae. The transcript has 11 exons. The coding region runs from base 117 to 2081 and encodes 654 amino acids. The record is from RefSeq and is a predicted model, not a curated record. Gene Ontology annotation, molecular function: protein binding.